AUGAGAAGGAAUCUUAUUUCAAUUUCUAAGUUGGUUCUGUCGAAUUAUUCUUUUCAAUUCAAUAAAGAAGGCUUCAGUUUGUUUCAUAAUUCAAUUCCAGUUGCAAAAUGCCCUGUUGAAUGUGGUUUAUUUCACUUGAAUUCCAUACCAGCUGCUCUAAACACUGAAAUCAUUCCAAGUCCAACUCAAUCUGCUAGGCUUUGGCAUCAUAGGUUAGGUCACAUCUCUAAAGAUAGAAUCCAACGCUUAGUUAAAGAACAAAUCCUGCCAUCAGUAGACUUCUCUGAUCUAGAUGUCUAUGUCAAUUGUAUUAAAGGGAAAUUAACUAAGGCAAGAAAGAAAGGCUCAAACAGAAGUGGUCAACUCUUAGAAAUAAUCCAUACAGACAUCUGUGGCCCUUUUCCCAUCCAAACUCUAGAAGGCCACAGAUACUUCAUAACCUUCAUAGAUGACUACUCUAGGUAUGGCUACUUGUUUCUCAUUACAGAAAAGUCUAGUGCUCUGGAAGCUUUUAAAAUUUUUAAAACAGAAGUUGAAAGACAGUUGGAAUUAAAGAUAAAAGUUGUUAGGUCUGAUAGGGGAGGUGAAUAUUAUGGGAAAUUUGAUCAAACUGGCAGACACCCUGGACCUUUUGCUAAGUAUUUGCAGGAAUGUGGAAUUGUUGCACAAUACACCAAUCCAGGAACUCCAGAGCAGAACGGUGUAGCUGAAAGAAGAAAUAGAACACUCAAGGAUAUGGUGAGGAGUAUGAUCUGCAAUUCACAGCUACCUAAUUACCUAUGGGGCGAGGCAAUAAGGACAGCAAACUACAUCCUAAACCGUGUACCAAGUAAGGCAGUAUCAAAGACCCCUUUUGAGCUAUGGACUAACAGAAAGCUGAGCCUCAACCAUUUGCAUAUAUGGGGGUGCAAGGCAGAAGCAAAAGUCUUCAAUCCACAAGAGAAGAAAUUGGAUCCCAAGACCAUAAGUUGUUUUUUUGUAGGUUAUCCAGAGAAGACGAAGGGGUACAGAUUUUAUUGUCCAAAUCAUACAACAAGGCUUGUGGAAACAGGUAGGGCAGUUUUUCUAGAAAAUGUCCAUGAAGAAAGGAAGGCCACAGAUUUCAUUUUUGAAGAGCUGGGUGAAAUUGCAAUUGAGCCAGCAAAGCGAAGUGUGCAAGUUCCACAUAUAAGUGAAAUACAAGGGGAAGAUUAUGAAGAUAUGGAACCUGAACAAGAAGACAUGAAUGAAAUUCAAGUCUAG
Messenger RNA from Prunus armeniaca (apricot), 1242 nucleotides. The record is from the annotation of a GenBank genome assembly. NCBI's taxonomy places the organism in Eukaryota, Viridiplantae, Streptophyta, Magnoliopsida, Rosales, Rosaceae.